GGGGUCUUGAAAAAAUGAUUUUUAAUUUUGAAGUUUUGUGAGAUUUUUAUCAAUUUAUCAUCUAUAGAACUUUGUUAACAUGUCCGAAACAGAAGAAGGUGCGAGAGCUGUAGUAUGUGUGGAAAUCCCACGAAAGGACAUUUAGGGCCUUACGGUCCGAGUUGCACGAUUAAAGAAACAAAUGAAAAUAUGAAUUUUCACACAAAGGAAGAAGUGGAACAUACACAAGUGACACAACCCCCAUGGAUGAAUGCUAUUCUCGAAAUGGGUAAACAAAUUGCCGAAUUAACAGUAGUAACAUCAAAGAUACAAAAAGACCAAGACGAAAUGCGAACUUUUAUGUUACAAAACAUUUCAAAACCUGUUCAAACCUUGCCAUUGUUACCUGAACAACCUCCACUGCCAUCAAAUGUGCACACAGGAGACAUUAAUUUACAAGUGUCACAUGAAGGGUGCAAAGUUGGAGUACCACCUAAGAUCUCAAAAUCGAUAGUCAAUGGUGAGUACGUCAAUAUGACGGAAUUGUUACCAACAAAUCUAUAUAAUCAGUAUAUCGAUGUACAAGGAAAUGAACAAAUAAUAUGUAGUGACAAUGGUGAAUUAAAGUUGGCCAAAAAACAUAAACAAACACAUAUACAGUCUUUUAUGACAUGGAUGACAGCAUGGAAUAUUUAUGAGCUAAUAGUAAUGGAGAAACACCCUGGAGUAUAUAAUGAGC
This is a messenger RNA of Owenia fusiformis, 718 nucleotides long. NCBI's taxonomy places the organism in Eukaryota, Metazoa, Annelida, Polychaeta, Sabellida, Oweniidae. The record is from the annotation of a GenBank genome assembly.